AUGCUGGUGGUUGUCUCGUCAGACAACACAACCUCUCCUACAGAGACGGUCAUCGUGCAGUGCAAGGAUCGCUCCUACCUGGAUAACUGUCUCAAGAAGUUGCCUCCCAUCCUGGAGAAGUCCGAGAUGAAGGGUAUUCCCAGCUCUAAGACUGACGUCGAUGCUUCCUGCAGUGCAUUCAAGAUAGGUAUGGGAUGUAUGGAGACAUUCGCCAAUACUUGCCUCUCAACGGCAAACAGACAGACGUUAGACGCUCAUGUCGCUGGCGCCAAACACACGUUUAAGUUUCUCUGUGACGACCCAGUCUUCCAGUCUGAGUACCUGCAGUACACGUCUUGCUACAAGGCCAUCAGCAAGGACUGGGACAACUGCGCCAACAGGUUCGUCAGUCUAGUCAGAGAGGAGGUGGUGAGGAAGAACACCACCAUGGAGUCUAGACUGCUGGAACUUUGCUGUGCAAGACACGGGUUCCUCAAGUGCGUGUACGUAGCGGCUCGACUCAAAUGCAAGAAGGAGGAAGCUCUGUUCAUCAAGAAGAUCGCAGACACGUUGUCUAACAUGCGUGUGUACUCCAAGCACUGUCGCAACGUGGACGUGGCGUUCUGUGGAUCAGCUGAUCGUCCACUCCUGUCAGUGCUGCCCCUACUGCUGCUCUGGACAUUGGCCUUGGUCAAGUGAACACGUUGUAACAUGACGUUCUGUGGAUCAGCUGAUCGUCCACUCCUGUCAGUGCUGCCUCUGCUGCUGCUCUGGACAUUGGCUUUGGUCAAGUGAACACGUUGUAACGUGGCGUUCUGUGGAUCAGCUGAUCGUCCACUCCUGUCAGUGCUGCCCCUACUGCUGCUCUGGACAUUGGCCUUGGUCAAGUGAACACGUUGUAACAUGACGUUCUGUGGAUCAGCUGAUCGUCCACUCCUGUCAGUGCUGCCCCUACUGCUGCUCUGGACAUUGGCCUUGGUCAAGUGAACACGCUGUAACAUGGCGUUCUGUGGACCAGCUGAUCGUCCACUCCUGUCAGUGCUGCCUCUACUGCUGCUCUGGACAUUGGCCUUGGUCAAGUGAACACGCUGUAACAUGGCGUUCUGUGGAUCAGCUGAUCGUCCACUCCUGUCAGUGCUGCCUCUACUGCUGCUCUGUACAUUGGCCUUGGUCAAGUGAAAACGUUGUAACAUGACGUUCUGUGGAUCAGCUGAUCGUCCACUCAUGUCAGUGCUGCCUCUACUGCUGCUCUGUACAUUGGCCUUGGUCAAGUGAAAACGUUGUAACAUGACGUUCUGUGGAUCAGCUGAUCGUCCACUCCUGUCAGUGCUGCCUCUACUGCUGCUCUGACAUUGGCCUUGGUCAAGUGAACAUUUUGUAACGUGGUGUUCUGUGGAUCAGCCGGGAUCA
This is a messenger RNA of Macrosteles quadrilineatus (aster leafhopper), 1389 nucleotides long. RefSeq lists its product as uncharacterized. Bases 1 to 678 code for a protein of 225 amino acids. The transcript is spliced from 4 exons. The record is from RefSeq and is a predicted model, not a curated record. Lineage: Eukaryota; Metazoa; Arthropoda; Insecta; Hemiptera; Cicadellidae.